Nicotiana attenuata is the source of this 1094-nucleotide messenger RNA. Its product is annotated as NDR1/HIN1-Like protein 3. The transcript has a single exon. Lineage: Eukaryota; Viridiplantae; Streptophyta; Magnoliopsida; Solanales; Solanaceae. The record is from RefSeq and is a predicted model, not a curated record. Gene Ontology annotation, cellular component: plasma membrane. The coding region runs from base 132 to 941 and encodes 269 amino acids.
UCACACACAAUCCAUAACCUCAUUCAUUUCCGGUAUUCCUUUGCUCACAUUCUUCCACAACAACGUUCACCUCAUUUCUGUUCUGAUUUCUCACUCCAUAUUUUGUAUCUAUAGUUUUGUAUAAGUACACUAUGGCUGAUCGUGUACAUCCUCGAGAUUCGCCGCCGGAGAGCCCACUGCCGUCGUCGCACAACUCCGGCGAAGUAGGAAUUCCUACAAAACCACCGCAGCCGGCGUCUCCAAAGCCUGUGCCACCGCCGGGAACGUAUGUAGUUCAAGUGCCAAAGGAUCAAAUCUACCGGUAUCCUCCACCGGAGAAUUCUCGCCGUUAUGAAUCUCUGACUAAACGGAAACCUCGACGGAGCUGCUGCUGCCUAUGCCUUUGCUACACAUUCUCUCUCCUCCUCAUUCUCAUUAUCGCGCUCGGCAUCACCGCCGGCGUUCUCUACCUCGUUUUCCGCCCUGAAGCGCCGAAGUACACUAUCUCCAACAUCGCGAUUAAGAAUUUCAACCUCACGUCAUCGUCUUCCGUAUCGCCUGCAUUUGACGUCACUGUCCGAGCUGAAAACCCUAACAACAAGAUCGGAAUUUACUACCGGAAAGGAAGCUCCGUUACUGUAUUCCACUCCGAUGUUAACCUAUCUAACGGCGAAUUGCCGGCGUUUUAUCAGCCAACGAAUAACGUAACGGUUUUUAAGACGCCGUUGAAGGGAUCAAACGUCCUGCUUGGAAGCGCCACUAGGACUGCGUUAAGGAAUGAACAGAAGCAAGGGAAAGUGCCGUUUAGGGUGAACAUUAAAGCGCCCGUUAAGAUCAAGGUUGGAGCCGUUAAGACGUGGGAAAUUACCAUUAAAGUUAAGUGUGACAUAACGGUGGAUACUUUAAUGGAGAAAUCUAAAAUAGUUUCCAAAGAUUGUAAACAUAGUGUGAGGCUUUGGUAGAGGGCUUGAACAUUUUAGUCAUAUUUAAUUUAUGUAGUGAUACAAGAAAGAGUUUUUUCUUAUAUAAGGAGAAAUUUUUUGUAUUUAUAAACUGAAAAUUUAAUUAAUUCGUUCUACAUAGAAGAAAAUAAAUACUUUUUUGGAUUCAUUGAA